Messenger RNA from Centruroides sculpturatus (bark scorpion), 540 nucleotides. RefSeq lists its product as uncharacterized. The record is from RefSeq and is a predicted model, not a curated record. The transcript has a single exon. The coding region runs from base 1 to 540 and encodes 179 amino acids. Gene Ontology annotation, molecular function: zinc ion binding; nucleic acid binding. NCBI's taxonomy places the organism in Eukaryota, Metazoa, Arthropoda, Arachnida, Scorpiones, Buthidae.
AUGUCUGAAGAUGAAUCAGAUAUUCAGAUAGGCCUUUCUGAUCAAGGUGUAACUGCCGUUCGACGCAUCUCCAUUCGUCGAGAUGGCAAGUUAAUUGCUACUAAACACUUAAUUUUAACGUUUAACAAAUUGACAUUGUCAUCUUUUAUUACUGCAGGUUAUCUGCUCUGUCCUGUCUGCCCCAACGUUCCAAAUCCGCUGCGUUGCUUCAAAUGCCAGUGGUUUGGACAUUCACAGACAUCCUGCCGAGGCAAAAGCGUAUGCGCACAGUGUGGGACUGAAGACCACGUUAGUACUGAAUGUAAAAGUACCCCAUGCUGUGUGAACUGUAGAGAUGCCCAUCCUUCCUACUCUUGGAAAUGCCCUGCAUGGCAGAGAGAAAAAGAGGUUCAACGGUUAAAAACCAUAAAUAAUAUAUCAUACACAGAGGCCCGUUGUAUGGUCACCCCAAGUCCACCAACGAAACAAAAAACCUUUGCUGCUGUGUUGAAAUCUACCAAGACGUGGGGUUCAAACAGAUAUUUCUGUAUCCCCAAGUGA